This is a messenger RNA of Prorocentrum cordatum, 936 nucleotides long. Lineage: Eukaryota; Dinophyceae; Prorocentrales; Prorocentraceae. The record is from the annotation of a GenBank genome assembly.
AUGGGCAAGCUUUCGGAUGUGAAACCCUCUGCCCAGGAGGUGGAGGCGGCUAGAAAGAUGAUCGAGGAUCAGAAAGGCCUGCGUUCCAAGAUGGGCUGCAUGGUCGCCUGGUUGAAAAAGAACCCUUCGGAGGACGACGACGGCGCGUCGAGCAGUCGUGGCGAUGACCGCAAGCGUUUCUUGGUGAAUUUCCUCGCUCUGCAGAUGCGGGACAAGAAGGCGAAGAAGGAGCGGACCGUGGAGCGCCAGAUGACCUCCGAGAAGCAGGAUAACAGCUUGUUCUUCUGGUGGAGCUUGGAGACCAUGGACAAGGAGCUGGGGAUCGAGAAAAGCAAGGCGUGGCGGCAGAGCGGCAAGCUCCUCACUAGGCCUGAUCCGCUGACAGGCAGCAACGAGGACCCUCUGAAAGAAUACAGAGUGCCUCGCGAGAUGACGAGGUAUGCGAAGGGUGACAAGACGGACGUCAGGGUCGGAUCGACGGUAGAAGCGGCCAACUGCGACCUCGACGACUUGGCCGCCUUGGCAGACGGGGAGCCAGCCUCUUCAGCUAAGCCCGAGGGGGGGCAGGUCAAGAUUGAGCCCAAGAGCAAGGCUGAGCUCACGAAGGAGAAGGUUGAGGAGAUAAAGAACAACCCCCAACCAAUCCUGAGGAAAUUUCAGGACUUCGUCACCACCACCAAGUGCUUGAUCAACAAAGCUGGAGAUACCAAGUACGCGGAGAACCUUCAUGACGCGAUGAAGAAACACUUGUCCAGCUUGAACAAGGUUGUGAAGAUCAUCGACCAGAUCGUCGGGGGGGGGGAGCCAGAGAGCGCGGGUUUGAAACAGCUCGUGGAGACAAUGGCCAAGCUCGAGAAAGAGCAGCGUGACAUCGAGGAGUGGGCGACCAAGUUCGGGCUGAUCGAGAAGGCCGUCAAGCGCAGGCGCAAGAGUUGA